This is a messenger RNA of Apiotrichum porosum, 774 nucleotides long. It is a transcript of the gene CHO1, whose product is annotated as CDP-diacylglycerol-serine O-phosphatidyltransferase. Lineage: Eukaryota; Fungi; Basidiomycota; Tremellomycetes; Trichosporonales; Trichosporonaceae. Gene Ontology annotation, molecular function: phosphotransferase activity, for other substituted phosphate groups. The transcript is spliced from 3 exons. The record is from RefSeq and is a predicted model, not a curated record. Gene Ontology annotation, biological process: phospholipid biosynthetic process. Gene Ontology annotation, cellular component: membrane. The coding region runs from base 1 to 774 and encodes 257 amino acids.
AUGUCGCAGCGUCCCUCCGUGGCCAAAAAGGCCGACGCCUCUCCUAUCGCCCUCGACGAGCCCAAGCGCGUCCAGCUCCAGCAGUACCGCGACUCUGAUGGCCACUUCUCUCUCGUCCGCAACUUCCGCCUGGCCGACCUGAUCACAAUCAUGAACGGCGUGUGUGGCACGCUGUCGAUCCUCUCUUCAGCCCGCUACCUCAUCCUCUCGUCCAACCUCCCCGCUCCCCCCACCCAGGAGGCAACAAACGUUCUCUACUUUGCUCACCUCCUCCCCGUCCUCGGCUUUGGAUUUGACGCUCUGGAUGGCAAGGUCGCCCGCUGGCGUGGUGGCGGCUCCAUGCUCGGCCAGGAGAUGGACUCGCUCGCCGACCUUGUCUCGUUUGGCGUCGCCCCCGCCACCCUCGCCUACACCCUCGGUGUGCGCACCAUCCUCGACCAGGUGUGUCUCCUCCUGUUCGUCUCUGGCGGUCUCGCCCGUCUCGCCCGCUUCAACGCCACCGUCGCCCUCAUCCCCGCCGACGCCUCGGGCAAGUCCAAGUACUUUGAGGGUCUCCCCAUCCCCUCGUCUCUCCUCCUCACGGCUGCCAUGGCCUUCUUCGUCCGCAACGGCUGGUACGCCAUGGGAGCCGGCUCCAACGCCGACGUUCCCUUCGGUCUCUUCCGCCUGUUCGGCGAGGCCGGUGGCAACGGCGAGAUUCACGGCCUGGCCGUCAUCUUUGCUCUGUGGGCCGCUGCCAUGAUCUCCAAGACUCUGCACGUCCCGAAGCUGUAG